UCGUCAGAAAAACAGUCACUAAGAUGAAUUUGAACAUAUUGGCAGAACGUACAACACUGUCAAAGACGUGCGGAUGUGUACAAGCGUUAGAUGAUGGAGAUGCUCCUCAGCGAUUAGAAUUUCGUCGCUGGCUACUUGAACAACAUGUACAAAAUGAUAGAUUCAUUUCGCUGAUCGUGUGGUCUGAUGAAACGUGUUUUACUAGAGACGGCAUAAAUAAUAAUCAUAAUGAACAUAUCUGGGCGUUACAAAAUCCGCAUGCAGUUAGAUCGAGACGAUUUCAGCAAAAGUACUAUCUGUCAAGGUUUGUCAUAGAGUUUGUAGAACACCCUGUACACCUAUAAUACCUGUUUUGUUUGAGUCCAGUAUAUCAUCUGUUUUGUCUUGAAUUUUGUCAUCGUCUUUCACGUUAUCUAAUCAUCAACAUAUCAACAUAUUUACGGCUAAAAUCAGACAAAAACAUAUUUUUGGUGCAUCGGUAAGUCAUCAAAAUCAUUAAAAAUAAUGCAAACAGAUAUUUGCAGAUUGCAGUUUGAUAUAACAGAUCAACCAUCAAAAUAAAUAAUUCUUGAAAGUAUUUUUAAUUUUAUAUUAUUAACAGGUGAUUAAAACCUUAUUAAUUUCGUGAACGGAUUUGAAGAUCAAAAGGGCGGCGUAUUUGAAGUUAAAAGAUAAGUAAUACAGAAGCUGAAUUGAUUAUCUGGGGAUUAAUUGAGGA
Molecule: messenger RNA, 718 nt
Organism: Anoplophora glabripennis (Asian longhorned beetle)
Lineage: Eukaryota; Metazoa; Arthropoda; Insecta; Coleoptera; Cerambycidae
Exons: 2
Coding region: 24-344 (106 amino acids)
Molecular function (GO): nucleic acid binding
Source: RefSeq, a predicted model, not a curated record